AAUCCGGUAGUUAUUCCGGUUGACCUGUGUGUGUCAGGGACAUGGAGAGCCGUCACUGACUGCUGCAGCUGGCGGGGACGUGUUUUCAGACAUCAACCCCGGCUUCAAGAUGGGGCACUGUGGCGUCACGUCGUCGAAAACAGUCCUGGUUUUCCUGAACCUGAUAUUCUGGGCUGCUGCUGGUAUCUUGUGCUACGUUGGAGCCUACGUCUUCAUUACUUACGAUGACUAUGAUCACUUCUUUGAGGACGUGUACACUCUCAUCCCCGCAGUCGUCAUCAUAGCAGUUGGAGCCCUCCUCUUCAUUACUGGGCUCUUUGGGUGCUACGCUACUGUCAGAGAGAGCCACUGUGGACUGACAACGUUUGUCGUCAUUCUGCUGCUGGUUUUCAUCACGGAAGUGGCAGUGGUGGUUCUCGGAUACGUUUACAGAGCAAAGGUUGAAGAUGAGGUUAAUAGUUCCAUCAUGAAAGUGUACGAUGAGUACAAUGGCACCAACAGCAAUGCUCAGAGCCGUGCCAUCGACUACAUUCAGAGACAGCUUCAGUGUUGUGGGAUCCACAAUUACUCGGACUGGCAGCGUACACGCUGGUAUGAAGAAUCAAAGAACAACAGCGCACCCAUCAGUUGUUGCAAAUCUAACAUAGCAAGCUGCACAGGUUCCCUUACCCGCCCUGAGGAUCUCUACCAAGAAGGUUGUGAAGCCCUUGUUGUGAAGAAGUUGAAGGAGAUAAUGAUGUACGUUAUCUGGACCGCAUUGACAUUUGCUGCCAUACAGGUGCUGGGGAUGCUGUGUGCUUUUAUCGUGCUGUGCCGCAGAAGCAGAGAUCCUGCCUACGAUCUACUGAUUACAGAGGGCACCCGUGCAUAAACGCUGCAUCCCUCUGUAACCCUCCUUCAGAAUUGUGUAAUUGGUGAGAGCAUGAAAAAACAAAAUCUGUUACCAUGUUAACUAUCACACAAUACAUUUACUUUAUAUAUUUCAGGUUUUUCAAAGAAAAAGCUUUAGGCCAAAUUCAUUGACAGUCAUAAGGAAAAGAGAUCUUUCCUCUGUUCUAAAGAUGACAUGAGGAUGUAAAAGCUUGUUUUUUUUUAACCUAAAACAGUCUUUACUGAGGUAGUCUCUACUAUACACACUCACUUAAACAGGUGAGUGUAUAGGGAGAGACUGUAUUAAAGCUUACUUUUAAUAUCUGUAUUUUAAUUGAAUUAAAAAGACAAUUUCCGGUUUUACCUUCUCUGCUACUACUUUAAGUAUUACUAUUAAAGUGUGUCUGCUGUAUAGAAAUGUUACCUUUCACCAGUAUAAGGAACAAAUAAUACCAGAGCCCAAGUAAAUGGUACUGCAUGAUUUUGUGUGCGAAUUAUAUAACUUGAUUAUCUUUGGCCUAAUUGAUGUUUACUUUAAGGAGGAAACCUAAACUCGAUAGAUUUUUAUCUCACUGCUGUUUGUUUUGGUCUCAACGCUCCACUGCGUGUAGUUUUAAAACACGCUCUGUUGUUAUUUAGCAGGGAAUGACUUAAGAAUGUAAAUAGAAUGUAUGUAAGGUGAAAGAUUGAAAUUAAACAGCAUUUGUUUUCUGGUUUAA
Messenger RNA from Cololabis saira (Pacific saury), 1589 nucleotides. It is a transcript of the gene tspan3a, whose product is annotated as tetraspanin 3a. The record is from RefSeq and is a predicted model, not a curated record. The transcript has 7 exons. Gene Ontology annotation, biological process: protein localization to plasma membrane; regulation of vascular endothelial growth factor signaling pathway; protein maturation. Bases 110 to 871 code for a protein of 253 amino acids. Lineage: Eukaryota; Metazoa; Chordata; Actinopteri; Beloniformes; Belonidae. Gene Ontology annotation, cellular component: membrane.